AUGGCGGUCUUUACCCACGACAUCGUCCCUGAUGGAGAUCUUUAUGCUGUCCUGAAGAAAGCCAACACAGCGCGUACUAUUCCAAGCGUCACCGUCCACUGUUCUAAUCAUGCUCCUCCUGAGGCCUCGCUGGAUAGUACUGAUGUGAACCUCCCCGAGACAUCAUCUGGGCUCGAGCUCCUCAGUGUCAAAGAAAUGGAUACCUUGGAGUAUCGAUUUCGAGUCUCUUCUCGUCAUUUGACCCUCGCCUCUCCAUUCUUCAGAACUAUGCUCAAUGGGUCCUGGAAGGAAUCAGCACCAGCUGGAGCGACCCUCGUCGAGGCGACACCUACCGACAAGACUCCGAGUAAGGUCGAAGCUUUCACAGAGACAUCAGAAGAAGUCCCCAAAGUCUCCGCCCUGCGUGAGAUCUCGACAGAAGGUUGGAAUGUACAUGCCUUCCUCACAGUACUCAGAAUCAUACAUGGUUUCAACUACCUCGUGCCAGAAGCCGUCAGUCUCAGCUUCUUUACCGACGUGGCUGUCAUUGUCGACUAUUAUGAGUGCGCUGAAGCCGUGGCUCCUUUUGCGAAGCUUUGGGAGCCCCCAUUUCGCUCGUCCGGCAGGGUGUUGCUUCAAGGAAGAACGCCGAUCAUGUGGUUAUGGAUUACCUGGGUUUUUUCUUGGGAGUCUGAGUUCUCCAGAAGAUGUUACAUAUGGGCGCGUAGCAGUCAAGGCAUGGAUCUUGUUGACACCCAUGACCUCCCCGUUGCUGAGCUUCUUAAAAAGCUGGAGAAGAAGAGACAGUGGUCUUUUGAUCUUUUCACAGCCAAGCUGGUUUCACUGCGGGCUAAUCUUCGGGAAGACCUUGUGCGCUGCAAUAGUAAAUGCACAUGUAUGCUACUCGGUGCACUUGAUGCUGCUGAGGACCGGAUGCAGAAGAAGUUUGGGAUUUCUGGCCCACCAUACUCUGGGGUGCCUAUGAUGGAGAUUGAUACCUUCUGGGAGGAUAUUGAUUCACCUGAUUGUCGCGACUCUUCUGAAAGCAAACGAGGCCAUCCUCGUUGCAGUCUCGAUUUGCUGAUCAGGCCAACUUUCGAUCAUAUCGUCGAAGCGUUCGGCAGGAUCAAGAUCACUGACUUUCAAGCUAAGAGGAGGAAAGGUACACGAAAGGAUGAACUGCGAUCAGAGGUCUUGGUAAAACGAAAGCCCGAGUAUGAGUCCUGGGAUCUUGUCGUAGUUCUCAAGGAACCCAACUCCGCAAAUCUGACUUUAGAUGUGUCAAUUCGAGAAUCUGGAACUGUCCUUAGAAAGAAUGGCUACCAAAACGACAAGGAUGUUCUGAACCUUCCCAAAGUCAAAUCUAUCCUCCCAGCUGUUGAAGGAUCUGGGUCAGACAAAGAGCCUGUUGAAGUACACUUCAGAGUUUCAUCUCAGCAUAUGAAGCUGGCUUCCCCCAACUUCGAACGAAUGCUGAAUGGCCCAUGGAGUGAGUCAACCUCUACGCCACCGUCACGGGCUGGACUAGGAUCUCUCGGGCCUUGCACUGAGAUCUACGAUGAUGCCUACGAAAGAUUCCCUCCACGCUCCGCCACUUGCACCUCUUCUUCGCCUCUUUCAACCCGCGAAGUCAACGCGCACGGCUGGAGCCCGGAGGCACUACUCCUGGUUCUCAAAGUCAUCCAUGGAAUGAACGAUGAGUUUCCCUUGGUGACUAGUAUCGAGUUCCUUGUUGAAGUGCUUGCUGGAGAAGUCUGGCACCAAACAAUGUACCGCUUCCCACUCGCAUACGGGAAGCGCUGUGUCCUGUGGCUGUUCAUCGCUUGGGCCUUCGGCUGGAAAGAUGAUUUUUCUAAGCUGGCUUCCUUUGUCAUCGAGCAUGGGGAGGGUUUGAAACUUAUCAAGUCAAAUGAGCACUCCGUCAACGUGAUUCUCGGCACGCUCGACAACAAGAGACAAGAGUGUAUCGCCAAGAUCAUCACACGAUUGAAUGAGCUGACUGAUGAACUUCUGGAUGGCCGUGCUGGUUGUGGUCACAGGUGUUCCUCCAUGCUGUUGGGAUCAUUGCUGUGGGAAAGAAAGAGUCUCCCCCUCCUUGACCCAGCUCUACAAAGCCCUUACACAGGGUAUUCUGUCUAUGAGUAUUCAAAGAAGAUCUCUGCUUUUCGUGUAAUGGAUUGGGGAUACAUGGGUUGUGGGCAGUCUACUACAGCACAUAGGUGUACCAUCAUUGCAUUGAUGGAGCCGCUCCUGAAGGCGAUUGAUGAUGAUAUCAAGAACUUCGAGAUCUCAAAAGCUGGUUAG
Molecule: messenger RNA, 2283 nt
Organism: Fusarium tjaetaba
Lineage: Eukaryota; Fungi; Ascomycota; Sordariomycetes; Hypocreales; Nectriaceae
Exons: 8
Coding region: 1-2283 (760 amino acids)
Source: RefSeq, a predicted model, not a curated record